Messenger RNA from Diaporthe citri, 687 nucleotides. RefSeq lists its product as uncharacterized. Bases 1 to 687 code for a protein of 228 amino acids. The transcript is spliced from 2 exons. The record is from RefSeq and is a predicted model, not a curated record. NCBI's taxonomy places the organism in Eukaryota, Fungi, Ascomycota, Sordariomycetes, Diaporthales, Diaporthaceae. Gene Ontology annotation, molecular function: D-amino-acid oxidase activity; FAD binding.
AUGGAGUGGCUAAUGCAGCUCGUGGCGGCGAAAGGUGCAAUAUUUGUGACUGAGGAGAUCCAGGACGACAUGCUCUUGAUCGAGGACUCACUGCGUGCCCGUUUUGGUGCGGAUGCCAUCGUCAACUGUACUGGGCUUGGAAGCGCCAAGGUGGCUAACGAUGCAAGCUGUUACCCGCUCCGCGGCGCCAUGAUCCGUGUGAUCAACGAUGGAAAGGACUUCCCAAAGGUCGAGGGAGCCCUUGCUAUCUCAGCAGAUGCCGCUUCAGAUAAAGAGAUGGUCUUCAUCGUUCCGCGGAAUGACAGCAUUCUCUACUUGGGAGGGAUCGUCCAGCCAAGUCAGAAAGACUUGGAUCUUACCAUUGACCACCCAGAUAUCAAGCGAAUGAGGGCGCGUUGCGAAGCAUUUUUGCCUGAUUUGAAGAACGCGCGUCUCGACAAGGAGUACCCACUCGCCCAGGGACUACGGCCCUUUCGCGGUAGAAACGUCCGCGUCGAGCGCGAGCUUCGGCGGACACCUGACGGGAAAAUAAGUCGAGUCGUGCAUUCUUAUGGUCAUGGGGGCGCCGGCUGGAGUCUGGCCUUUGGUUGUGCAGGUGAUGUUAGGUGCCUCCUGCAAGAGGUCAUAAACGGCCAACUCCCAGAGCCAAUGAGCGAUUCCGGGGACCGGGUACUUGCACGGUUAUAA